This is a messenger RNA of Ornithodoros turicata, 2094 nucleotides long. RefSeq lists its product as uncharacterized. Lineage: Eukaryota; Metazoa; Arthropoda; Arachnida; Ixodida; Argasidae. Gene Ontology annotation, molecular function: metalloendopeptidase activity. Bases 116 to 1927 code for a protein of 603 amino acids. The transcript is spliced from 2 exons. The record is from RefSeq and is a predicted model, not a curated record. Gene Ontology annotation, biological process: proteolysis.
UAAUGGCCAUUCUCCGUGGGACGAAGAAGAAGAAGAAGAAGAAUGAAGAAGAAGAAGACGGACGACGAGUUCGAAAACGGUUUGUACCACUGAGCGAUCUCACCUGACUACUGAUAUGGAAGAUGAACCUGAACCUGCUACUCAGUCUCGAAGUGCAGAGUAUAAGUCCGACCUCAUUGCCCACAGAUAUGUGAUCAUAAUUUUAAUGGCGGCGCUAGUUUGUGCAUUGUUUUUCCUCCUUUGGAUAUACAUGUCGAAGUACGGUGGCAGCCACAUCCAAGGUGAUCCCUCUUGCUGCCCGGAAGAGGUGAAACGGUUAGCAAGUACCGUCGACCGAAGCCUAGAUCCCUGCGGAAAUUUCUACUAUUACGUGUGCUCUAACUACGAAAGGCUCGGCUUAGGUCCAUUUCUCAGCAUCGGCGAUCGGCUUCUGCACGAAAUUCGUCGGAGUGGAAGCGUCAACUCCUCACAAGACAAGUACCAUCUUUGGCAAUACGACCACUCGUGCAUGAACACCAUAUGGCCGGUAACCACAUUUGCUAGUGAUCUAACAUCGGGCAUCAUUGAAGAGUUCGCCGUUCGAGCCCGCAUGACUCAACAAGAGGUUGCUCUCUUUCUGCUUCGGACAAACGUGGUGUACAGAAUUGGAAACGUCAUCGCAGUGAUCGUAAACGCGAAGGAAAUGUUUUCCAAGAUAAAAGCCAUAGCAGCAUUUAAUUCCCUCUUGAAGACGGACGUUAACCAGGAUGCCAUAAAGGCGGUGAACGAUAUCCUCCCGGAGCAAGAUUACGCGCACAACUUUGAAAACUUCAGUCUUUUCAGGGAUAUCUUUUCGGAUGUACCUCAAGAGUCCUGGAACGAGCUACAAGAUGAAGCACCUGUUGCAUUCGACACCAGCAAGCCAAUCAUCAUCUCGAACGUCGCGAAACUGAAGAAGGUUCUAAGCGUCCUAGCCAAUCCCAAGAACCAACCGGCAAGCGUUGCCCUAAUGACCGUCAGCGCUGUUUUCAAUGCGCUGGUACGGUUCAAACUUCCGAAUCGCAAGUCCAAAAGUUCCUCCCUGUACGACAGACUCAACUCCAUCUGCUUCCAGCAACUUAAAUCGCUGGGACAUCUCAUAACGACCAUGUACGCGACAGAGUUGACGAACAGGGCGAAGGACGACCACAUCAUCGAGAUCCAUACCGCAGUAAUGAAAUCGAUUUCUUCACCCGAAGUCUCCGGGACUGUCUUCAGCGAGGAGGAUCAACCUCUCGUGUCGUCGGUGUUGCAAAACAUACGACUCGUGCUGCCGUCCGAAUAUGUCUUGACAGACAUCGACUUUCCGAACAUGACGGACGAGUUCGGAAGAAAUUUUUUACGAGGCUUGACGUACGAAGCCAAGUAUCGACAGGCAAAGGUACGACAGCAACUUCCCAGGGACGUGAAUGAGAAUGCGGACACGAUGCUGGUCAACAAUUCGCUCUAUGUGUCGUCCAGGUACUACGCCGCUUCAAACUUUGAGAGCCCAAACAGAAUGGUUCUGAAUAUGGCUAUUGUUGGAAUUAGAAUGGCCGAGUCCUUGUGGCAAUACUUGAUGACGGGCAGGAACUGGAGCAACGAAACUUCCACGAAGGCCGACGGGGUGCUAAACUGCUCCCACGGCAGCCUCGUCGAUGCGGCUCAGGUGUCCAGGAGAACACUGGCGGUGCGGACCGUCCUACGCGCGUUGGAUCGAAGUGGCUGGAACAACAAGCAAACCUGGCAGGACUGGAAGUUGUCCCUAGGCGAAGUGUUUUACAUGUGGUACGUAAACAGCGAAUGUAUGCCACAAAACGCGCGGGGAGAUGGUGAGAACGUGAACGCUCCUCUGAGGAAAAUUGAGGACUUCAUAGAGACGUUCCAGUGCCCAGCUGGAAGUUCUAUGGCACAGAUGGCGGCAUGCUGAGGACAAUGAUAGGUUUCAAAUGUGUUGCAUUGUAAUAGGAAAUUGACCACGCGCAUAGUGCACGCUGCUGCUUAGUAGUUCAUCCGCUAUAUUUGGUAUGUAUACUUGUUGAGGUGUGCAAUAUGUUACUUCAACGACUCUUGAAUUAUACAACGAAUAUUUUCGUU